This is a messenger RNA of Lathyrus oleraceus (garden pea), 777 nucleotides long. RefSeq lists its product as uncharacterized. The transcript has a single exon. Bases 1 to 777 code for a protein of 258 amino acids. Lineage: Eukaryota; Viridiplantae; Streptophyta; Magnoliopsida; Fabales; Fabaceae. The record is from RefSeq and is a predicted model, not a curated record. Gene Ontology annotation, molecular function: RNA-DNA hybrid ribonuclease activity; nucleic acid binding.
AUGGACCCCUUCAAGUACAUAUUUGAAAAACCAACCCUCACCAGCAGAAUUUCCCGAUGGCAGAUGUUGUUAUCAGAAUACGACAUCCUUUAUGUCACGCAGAAAGCCAUCAAGGGUAGUGUACUAGCGGACCAUCUUGCUCACCAGCCAAUGGAGGAUUACCAACCCUUAAAGUUUGAUUUCCCAUACGAGGAUAUUAUGGUUGCCAAAGACUAUGAGUUCCCUGGACUUGAUGAAGGACCGGAACCAGGGGAGCGAUGGACUCUUAUGUUCGAUGGUGCUUUAAAUGCUAUAGGCCAUGGAGUUGGGGCAUCAUUGAUGUCUCCCAAGAAUUUUCAUCUACCAUUCACAUCAAAGUUGUGCUUCACCUGUACAAACAACAUGGAUGAAUAUGAAGCUUGCAUACUGAGACUAGAAGAUGCUAUUGAGUUAAUGAUCAAAGUCCUUGAAGUGUAUGGAGAUUCCUCUCUAGUGAUACACCAGAUCAGAGGAGAUUGGGAAAUGAGACAUGCUAACCUAAUUCCCUAUUGGGAUUAUAUGAUGAAGUUGCUCCCAAAGUUUGACCAAAUCACUUUCUCCCAUAUUCCUCGAGAAGAGAACCAAAUGGAAGAUGCUCUAGAAACCCUGGCAUCCAUGUACAAUUUGAUAUGGCCUAACCAUCAACCUGAUAUUGAAAUCAGGCGUUGUGAAGAACCGGAUGAUUGUUUAACAACCACGGAAGAAAUAAAUGACAAACCCUGUUUCUUUGAUAUCAAACACUAUCUUGAGAAACAAUAA